AUGCCUAAAAGAGAAGCAGAAACGCCUCCUUCACCUGAAACACAAAGACUCAGACCUACAGACACUUUUGGUAACUACAGAUCUCAAGUAGCUGAGCUCUUGUCUCAAGAAGAGAAGCUCUCGCUUCGCGACCAAGAAGCCGCUUUGAGGCAUUCCAACACCGCAAUAGGAGCUGGGAUGUCAAACCUCAAGAAAGAGAAUCUGAAUGUCUUGUUGAGGCAGUGCGUGGGGAAUCUAACUUUGGAAAUCAAAGAGAUACAGCAACGUGUAUUCCGCAUGUACCUGAUUUCAGAGCUGACUAACGAAUCUCCGUCUUCUUCACCAAGCCUUUUACAGUCUAUUGCUCCUGAAGAAGCCGGAGGGCCAACAGAAGAUGAUAUACAAUACCUGAAGUCUGACCCUGAUCAUGUCAGGAGUUUAACGUCCCAGUAUUCAAAUGCUCUUCUUUCAGAGAUGGAGAAUAUGCAGCAGGAACUCGAGAACCUCCUUGACGAUGUAGUGACCACUUGCAGACCUAUGACUCAUGGUGAAAAGCGAGAUCUUCAGAAAUCGAUCAAGAAGCUACCUGUAAGAAAUCUCGAACGCAUCGCUGAAAUAGUAGGAGACCAUUGGAUAACAUCUGGCAAAGAUCUCUCUGAUGAGGUUAUGGUCAACCUGGAUCAGUCGGACAACAUAAUGCUAUGGAGAUUGCAUUUCUAUGUAGGAGCAGUCAAGAAUGCCAAGAAGCUCUCUCGCUAG
Molecule: messenger RNA, 738 nt
Organism: Thlaspi arvense
Lineage: Eukaryota; Viridiplantae; Streptophyta; Magnoliopsida; Brassicales; Brassicaceae
Source: the annotation of a GenBank genome assembly